Molecule: messenger RNA, 2617 nt
Organism: Myripristis murdjan (pinecone soldierfish)
Lineage: Eukaryota; Metazoa; Chordata; Actinopteri; Holocentriformes; Holocentridae
Gene: cpsf3
Product: cleavage and polyadenylation specific factor 3
Exons: 18
Coding region: 122-2194 (690 amino acids)
Biological process (GO): mRNA 3'-end processing by stem-loop binding and cleavage
Cellular component (GO): mRNA cleavage and polyadenylation specificity factor complex
Molecular function (GO): 5'-3' RNA exonuclease activity; RNA endonuclease activity; RNA binding
Source: RefSeq, a predicted model, not a curated record
GGACAGUUUUCGGCGUGAACCGGAUGUGGAAACUGCAGCCGCGCAGGGAGCUGAGCAACUUCUGUCAAAGAGACCAUGAUUUAAGAGAAGUUUGUCAAGUUUAUCAGAGGAAAAGAGGAAAAUGACAUCGAAACGUAAAAGCGAUGCUGCGGUUCCUGCCGAGGAGAGCGACCAGCUGCUCAUCCGGCCGCUAGGAGCCGGGCAGGAGGUCGGCCGCUCCUGCAUCAUCCUGGAGUUCAAGGGCAGGAAGAUCAUGCUGGACUGUGGGAUCCACCCCGGCCUGGAGGGGAUGGACGCUCUGCCCUACAUCGACCUGAUCGACCCGGCCGAGAUCGACCUGCUGCUCAUCAGCCAUUUCCACCUGGAUCACUGCGGCGCCCUGCCCUGGUUCCUGCAGAAGACCAGCUUCAAGGGCCGCACCUUCAUGACUCACGCCACCAAGGCCAUCUACCGCUGGCUGCUGUCCGACUACGUCAAGGUCAGCAACAUCUCUGCAGACGACAUGCUGUACACGGAGACGGACCUGGAGGAGAGCAUGGAGAAGAUCGAGACCAUCAACUUCCACGAGGUGAAGGAGGUGGCCGGCAUCAAGUUCUGGUGUUACCACGCCGGCCACGUGCUGGGAGCCGCCAUGUUCAUGAUCGAGAUCGCCGGCGUCAAGCUGCUGUACACUGGAGACUUCUCCCGGCAGGAGGACAGACACCUGAUGGCUGCAGAGAUCCCCAGCGUCAAGCCCGACAUCCUCAUCACCGAGUCCACCUAUGGGACUCACAUCCACGAGAAGCGCGAGGAGCGCGAGGCUCGUUUCUGCAACACCGUUCACGACAUCGUGAACCGAGAAGGGCGCUGUCUGAUCCCCGUCUUCGCUCUGGGACGAGCCCAGGAGCUGCUGCUCAUCCUGGACGAGUACUGGCAGAACCACCCGGAGCUGCACGACAUCCCCAUCUACUACGCCUCGUCUCUGGCCAGGAAGUGCAUGGCGGUCUACCAGACGUACGUCAACGCCAUGAACGACAAGAUCCGCAAGGCCAUCAACAUCAACAACCCGUUCGUCUUCAAGCACAUCAGCAACCUCAAGAGCAUGGACCAUUUCGACGACAUCGGGCCCAGCGUGGUGAUGGCGUCCCCUGGCAUGAUGCAGAGCGGCCUGUCCCGGGAGCUGUUCGAGAGCUGGUGCACCGACAAGAGGAACGGCGUCAUCAUCGCCGGAUACUGUGUGGAGGGAACGCUGGCCAAGCACAUCAUGUCGGAGCCAGAUGAGAUCACCACCAUGUCGGGUCAGAAGCUGCAGCUGAAGAUGUCGGUGGACUACAUCUCCUUCUCUGCUCACACAGACUACCAGCAGACCAGCGAGUUCAUCCGAGCGCUGAAGCCCCCGCACGUGAUCCUGGUGCACGGCGAGCAGAACGAGAUGGCCCGUCUGAAGGCGGCUCUGAUCCGAGAGUACGAGGACAACGACGAGGUCCACAUCGAAGUCCACAACCCGCGCAACACUGAGGCCGUCACACUCAACUUCAGAGGAGAGAAGCUGGCCAAGGUGAUGGGCUCGCUGGCGGACAGGAAGUGUGUGCAGGGCCAGAGGGUUUCUGGGAUCCUGGUCAAACGCAACUUCAGCUACCACAUCCUGACGCCCUCCGACCUCUCCAACUACACAGACCUGUGCAUGGGGACGGUGACGCAGACGCAGGCCAUCCCGUUCAGCGGCUCCAUCUCCCUGCUGGUCAGUCAGCUGAGGAACCUGGCCGGUGAGGUGGAGCAGGUGGACGGCGUGGAGAAAAUCACCAUCAAGAUCUUCAAGAGCAUCACUCUGGUUCACGACGCCGGCAUGGUGCUGCUGGAGUGGACCUCCAACCCGCUCAACGACAUGUACGCCGACGCCGUCGCCACCGUGGUGCUGGAGGUCCAGUCCAACCCCAACGCUCAGAGAUUUAUUGAAGUGAAGAAGGACGGCGUGGACAUGGACGUGUUCGUGGAGCGUCUGGAGCUCAUGCUGCACGACAUGUUUGGAGAAGACUGCGUCGACUUCAAAGACAGUAAGAACCUGAGCGUGACGGUGGACGGCGUCACCGCCUACAUCAACCCCAUAACCAGAACGGUGGAGUACGAGGAGGGCAGCGCAGACGACGAGUCGCUGAAGGAAAUGGUGGAAGUCGCCGUCCAGCGGCUCUAUGAGGCCCUCAACCCCGUCUUCUGACCGGCCACGCCCACUCUGUGAUGUCAUCAGCGGGAGACGGCAGUCAUUACCGACCUGCAGGCUGAUCUGCUGGACGGACCGAUGUGGACCGUUUGAGCUUUUGAGGAGACGCUUAAUGAAACUUUAUGAUGUUUUUCUGUUUCAUUCCUUGUUUGCCUUUUUUUCCUUUGUUUUUUUAAUUUAAACAAAGACGGUCUCUUUGUUUGAGUCGCGGUUCCAAAGGAAUCACAUCAGCAAACUUCAUUUCAGCUCUCGGCCGACAGCUUUUCUACUUCCAGAACAAAGAGGGAGAUUUUUCUCUGCUUUCAGUUGUUUUGUUCCUGCGUGUGCAGAAAUACUUUCUCCUUGUUUUAUGUAUAAAAACAAUGUCAAAAUCAAUUUCUUAUGUUGAAAAUAAACGUCUGCGUUGGGCUAACAGCUGCA